AUGGACAACGCCGCCUUCCUGGACAAGCUCAUGGCCCCCGACAGCGAGGGGCGGGCGCCGGCACAGCGUGACAAGUACGCGGCGGCGCUCGCGAACUGCGACCUGAUGGCGACCGCGCGAGCGGCUGCGCAGGACCCGUCGGCAAAGGACGCGUGGGGGGCGCUCAAGGCGGCAAAGAUGUCGAAGGAGUGGCAGGAGCGUGCGCGCACCACGCUGGCCAGGCUCGAGCGCGGCGAGGGCGUGUGGCGCGCGGCGAGGGUGGCGGCGGAGGAGGCGUCCGCCGAGAUUGCCUCCGCAGAGGCGGCGAGGGUGGCGGCGGAGGAGGCGGUUUUGGCGCGUGCGGCGGAGGAGGAGGCGGCGGCGGCGGACGAGGCGGCGGCAGAGGCGGUACUCGCCGCAGUCAAGGCGAGGCGUUUAGCUACAGCGGCUGCGAAGGUCAAGGCGCAGGAGUUGGCGGCGGCAACGGCGGUGGCGGCGGCCAAGGCGAGUGCGGAGGCCGGGGAGACCGCGGCCGAUGCUGGCGCCGCCGAAGACGCCGCCGCAGACACGGGUGCAGACGCGGGUGUGGACGAGGGUGCUGCCGCCGAGGGUGCUGCCGCCGCCGCAGACGAGGGCGUGGCGACAUCGUUUGCGCAGCUCCGGCGUCGGGCCGAGGAGGAGGGGGCGGCAGCAGCUGGGGCGGCGGACCGGCCGCCGACGCAUGGCGCCAGCAGCAGCGAGCCCGUGCCGGCUGCCGCGCCAGCAGAAGCUUUGGUCGCGCCCGCCAUGGAGGACAGCGACUCGGACCGCACAGAGGACGAGGCGGCAGCGGAGGACGAGGCGCCGGCUGGUGGGCUCGCUGAGAGGACGGAGGCAUUGGACGGCGAAGCAAACAGCGACGCCACCGCGCCCAACAGCGACAGCGACGCGACGGCCCCCAACACCGACGACGAGGAGUGA
Emiliania huxleyi CCMP1516 is the source of this 939-nucleotide messenger RNA. RefSeq lists its product as hypothetical. Bases 1 to 939 code for a protein of 312 amino acids. The transcript is spliced from 2 exons. Lineage: Eukaryota; Haptophyta; Isochrysidales; Noelaerhabdaceae. The record is from RefSeq and is a predicted model, not a curated record.